AAGUUUAAAUAAAUUGCCAAAAGCCGUUUCUUCCAGUAGCAAAUAAUCCAGGCUCGCGGGGACAGCAGAUAGCGGGUCACGACGGGUCGACGGUCGCCGCCUAAAUCCUUCGGCCGCCACCUGGCACCUUCACUCCUCAUUCUGCGAUUCUCUACUCACCCUUCAAUAUUCACUCUUCUUCAGGCAGGAAGGGAAGCUCCUUAGUCAUAGUGCAGUGAGGCGGGCUGAGGAAGUUCUUGUAAACAAUUGAUUGAAUCCGAAACUGAAAAGCCCAAAUCUUCGUAGAGAAUGAGGCGAAGGCCGGGAAUCGGAGGGCUACAGAAUGCAGCCACGGCUAGGGACCAAUACCGAUUGCUUGGUGAAAAUGUGGCCAAACUGAGAACUGAUCUUAUGAAAGAGCAGCUUAGUACUUUUCGCUCUAUGCUUGAAGACUUUGCUCGUAAACACAAGAAUGAUAUUCGUAAGAAUCCUGCAUUCAGAUCACAAUUUCAUGAGAUGUGUGCUAAAGUAGGAGUUGAUCCUCUUGCCUCAAACAAGGGUUUCUGGGCAGAGCUCCUAGGAAUUGGCGACUUUUACUAUGAAAUUGGGGUACAAAUUAUUGACAUUUGUUUGGCUACAAGGCCUCACAAUGGAGGGUUGAUCGGUUUGGAAGAGCUAUGUAAAAUUCUUGCUCAAAGACGAAAGAGUGCUCGUGAGAAUGUGUCUGAGGAUGACUGUUUGCGUGCUAUAAGCAAGCUGAAGGUACUGGGUAAUGGUUUUGAGGUGAUUUCAGUUGGAAAAAGAAAGCUUGUCCGCUCUGUCCCUACUGAAUUAAACAAGGAUCACAAUGAAAUUUUAGAGUUGGCCCAGGCUCAAGGCUUUGUGACUGUUGAAGAGGUACAAAGGCGGUUGAACUGGUCCCUUGGCCGUUCUACUGAUGCUCUUGAGACACUGUUAGAGGAAGGUCUUGCUAUGAUUGAUGAUGGACACCGUGAUGGCAGACGACGAUAUUGGUUUCCGUGUGUAUCUUCCAUCUCUACUUUUUUAGGAACUGAUUCAGCUUCAGGAACAAUGCACUUAUGAUUCGUGUAUUUUUCAUAUGUAAAAAAUAUACUCAUGUCCACACAAUAAUGAGUGAAAACUUUAUCAACCCGUCUUCUUCCAUCGAGCAAGUAUGUACUACUAGUAGGUAUGUGCUAGAAAAUUAUGAAUUAGGCUGUUUCAGAACGUGGAAUCUACAAUUUGUAUUGCUGAUUAUUCACUUUGGGAAAUAAAUCGUGUGUGAUUUAUACUGAAAAUAUAUUUGAUUACAAUACAUUACUGCAUUCCAUUACUGUUUAUCAAA
Messenger RNA from Cuscuta epithymum, 1324 nucleotides. The record is from the annotation of a GenBank genome assembly. NCBI's taxonomy places the organism in Eukaryota, Viridiplantae, Streptophyta, Magnoliopsida, Solanales, Convolvulaceae.